GUAGGGACCACCAUCUCAGUGCUAUUACUCCUUCUCUUCUCUACUUACCAUGCUUCUCAGGAUUCGUUCAAAAGAUGGAAAUUUUCGCUUCGAGUUCCAACCAACAGCCGACAUCACUGAAUUGCUGAACAAGAUACUGGAGACGUCGUCCGAUGCAGAUCCACAGACUAUCACCGUGUCGAAUCAACCUCGCGGCAAUGACGUACCGAUCCUGACUUUGAAGGGGCGGACUUUGAAGAACAUCGGCCUCAAUCACGGCGAUCUCAUCUUUGUGAAUUACCAAGCCAAGGCAGCGGCGUCCACGGCUGCAGAAACACCAAUACAAAGUGCUCAAACCAGCUACCAGCUGAAGUCGAGUGAGAAAAGACCUUGGGAAACAGUUCAAGAGGAUUCCGUUGAUGUCUAUUGGCGCUCUCAUGACGGUAAAAUUCCAAGAGGACGUGAUACCCAGUUUUGUAAACAUGGUGCCAGAGGCAUGUGCGACUACUGUAUGCCCCUCGAGCCUUACGAUGCAGCGUAUCACAAGGAGCAUGCUAUCAAGCAUCUUUCCUACCAUGCCUAUCUGCAGAAAAUAACCCCGAAAACGACGCCUUCUGCAGCUUCGUCUUUACCGUCUCUCAGCCCGCUCUCUUACAAGGUGAAGACACCAUGCUCAACAGGUGCACAUCUUCCGUGGCCUUCUGGAAUAUGUACCUAUUGUCAGCCUUCCGCCAUAACUCUUCAAUCUCAGCCUUUUCGGAUGGUCGACCAUCUCGAGAUCGCUUCUAUGGACAUUGUGGAUAGAUUUCUCCAGGCGUGGCGAAUGACGGGGUUACAACGCUUCGGAUGGAUGAUUGGCCGUUACGAGCCAUAUGAUAAGGUGCCCAUGGGAAUCAAGGCUGUCGUGGAGGCUAUCUAUGAACCACCCCAAGAAGGCGAGUUGGAUGGUUUGACCCUCGGUCUACCUUGGGAAGAGGAAACCCGUAUCAAAGAGCUCUCGGCUUCUGCGACCACUCCGCUAACUGUUGUUGGGUAUAUCUUUACCGACCUUGAUCCAACGGAGGAGGAUCGAACGAAGAACGUAUAUAAGAGACACCCAGGCUCCUUUUACCUAUCCUCACUAGAAACAAUAUUUGCGGCCACGAUGCAAAAUUCCAAUCAGACACCAUCUAAAUCUUCGCCUACUGGUCGAUUUUCGUCGCGCUUGGUGACGGCAGUAUUGACUGGAACGGAAGAUGGACAGGUUGACGUUUCUGCAUACCAGGUCUCCGCACAAGCCGAGGCCAUGGUUGAGGCUGACAUGAUCGAGGCUAGUGUCGAUCCUGGUAUAGUCAGAGUUAAAGAAGAGGAUCGAAGUCAAGAAACAGCUCGAUAUGUUCCUGACGUUUUUUUUUCUUACAAGAACGAAUACGGAUUGGAGGUCAAAAAGAGCGCCAAACCAGCCUUUCCCGUGGAAUAUCUUUUGGUCAAUGUGACACACGGGUUCCCGCAAAACCCGUCCCCAAUGUUCCAAUCGACUCAAUUCAAGAUUGAGAACCGACCUGGAUUGGAAGAUCAACAAAUAGAACACGUUCUUUCUACCCUCCAUUCGUUGGGUGCCCCAGAUAUCUCCGAUAGUAAACACUUACAACCAGGCCGAGCCCACAAAACAUUCGAGUUAGCUAAAUGGCUAAGUGAUUGGCAUCUGGUCGCUUUUUUAGGUACAACCCAGCUCUUUUCACCGGAGGAUAUGAAGAUACUCAUGCGUACUGUAACCUCACCCACCUUGCUGGAGGACGUCAGCCAGUUGGACCCUUUAUUGACCACCGAGGGCUGGCAUACCCUCAUGACGUUUACACGGGAGAGCGCUCCUCGACCGAACAUCGCUUCAACACCUGCCGCAAUGGAUGAAGACAUCCCGCAGGACGUGUUGGACCAAAUUGCGGCCGCAGAGGCUGCUUCAGGGGAAGACAGCGGAAGAGGAUCUGGGCAUGUAAGCAGUACUAGAACCUGUCCCCAUUGUACGUUUGAAAACGAUCAUGGGGGCACAGACUGUGAAGUCUGCGGAUUACCAUUGUAAAU
Molecule: messenger RNA, 2040 nt
Organism: Desarmillaria tabescens
Lineage: Eukaryota; Fungi; Basidiomycota; Agaricomycetes; Agaricales; Physalacriaceae
Product: NPL4 family-domain-containing protein
Exons: 7
Coding region: 50-2038 (662 amino acids)
Biological process (GO): ubiquitin-dependent protein catabolic process
Cellular component (GO): nucleus
Molecular function (GO): ubiquitin binding; ubiquitin protein ligase binding
Source: RefSeq, a predicted model, not a curated record